This is a messenger RNA of Vicia villosa (hairy vetch), 1107 nucleotides long. Its product is annotated as glycine-rich RNA-binding protein 5, mitochondrial-like. The record is from RefSeq and is a predicted model, not a curated record. NCBI's taxonomy places the organism in Eukaryota, Viridiplantae, Streptophyta, Magnoliopsida, Fabales, Fabaceae. The transcript has 2 exons. Gene Ontology annotation, biological process: mRNA alternative polyadenylation. Gene Ontology annotation, cellular component: mRNA cleavage and polyadenylation specificity factor complex. Bases 1 to 1107 code for a protein of 368 amino acids. Gene Ontology annotation, molecular function: mRNA binding.
AUGGAAGAAGGCAAAGGAGGAGGGCACGAAGAUAAAGAUAAGAAGCCGCCAUCGCAACCGCCACUGCCAUCAGUUCAAAAUGCAGGCGCGGUUUCGUUUCCAGGUGCCGGUGGAAUUGAGCAAAAGCAAACAUUUUUUGGUGUUGGUGUAGGAAGUACUCAUUUUUUUUUGGGUAAUUUGCACUGGUGGACAACUGAUGCUGACGUUGAAUACGAGCUUUGUAAGUAUGGAGAAGUUAGGGGUUUAAGAUUUUUUCUUUAUGAAGAUUGUGGAAAAUCCCAAGGGUAUUGUCAGGUUGAGUUUUAUGAUCCUUUAGCUGCGGCUGCUUGUAAGAAAGGGUUGAUUGGACAUGAGUUUAAUGCUGCUGAGGCUGUUGAUGGUAUCAACCAAGGUGGAAAUUGGGAUAAUAGAGGUUAUGGAAGAGGUAAUUGUGGGAGAGGGAACAAUCUGGGGAUUGGGAGUAGAGGACAUGGUAAUCCGAUGAGGAAUUGGGGCGGUGGAAUGGGUGCUAGACCUAUCAUGAUGGGUCCAAUGGGUGACUAUGCAGGCUUUCCCGGUGGCCCGGCGCCUCCGUUCCCCGGUAAUUUGCCUUCAUACCCCGGUUUUGGUUUGCGCGGUCUAGCACCUUAUGGUAAUUAUUCCUUCUAUGGAAGAGGGAUGCCUAUGCAUGGUAUGGGGAUGAUUCCGUCGUCCGGUAUGUAUGUUCCUAAUAUGGGAAUGUGGCCGGGCCCAGAUAUCGGAAGAUGGGGUGGCGAUGAAGAUGAUGGAGGCAAGGUUGCAGAGUCAGGUUAUGGGGAGGAAGCUGCAUCCGAUCAUCAGUACGAUGAGGUGGAUCGCGAUAGAGGUGAAUUGCCUAAUGCUAUGCGAGAAAAAGAAAGAGGAUCGGAGAGGGAUUUGCCGGGUACUUCUGAAAGAACAUUCAAGGAUGAUAGGGUUCAUGAAAUUGACAGAUGUGUGCCUAGUGAAAAUAAUUCGGACAAAUAUGUUCGUGAUCGCGAGAGAGGUCGGAAUCUUGACAGGCACAGGGAAGAUAGAGACAAAUAUGGUGAUCAUCAUAGAUUCAAAGACCAGUCUAGAAAAUAUUCACAUAAUGGAAAAAGGAGAUAG